Molecule: messenger RNA, 1038 nt
Organism: Gambusia affinis (western mosquitofish)
Lineage: Eukaryota; Metazoa; Chordata; Actinopteri; Cyprinodontiformes; Poeciliidae
Gene: nipsnap3a
Product: nipsnap homolog 3A (C. elegans)
Exons: 6
Coding region: 93-842 (249 amino acids)
Cellular component (GO): mitochondrion
Source: RefSeq, a predicted model, not a curated record
UGAAUAAGGUCCUCCUUCAGAGUGGGACCUCUUGCAUUUAGAGGAUCUGAGCUGCCGCUCUCUGGGAUCUUUUCAGGUUCUGCACCGUCAAAAUGUUGAAGCUGUUCGGUACUUUGAGGCCUUUAGCUGCCCUGUUCAGAGCAACUGCUGCUGCUCAGCCCAGUGCCCACCUGGCCACCGGACCCCAGCAGGAGCAGAGAACCUUCUACGAGUUCAGAACCUACAGCAUCCGUCCAGACCAGAACUCGGCCUUCCUCAAGCUGACCAAUGAGAAGAUCCACCUGCGCACCGCCCACUCCCAGCUGAUUGGCUACUGGACAGUUGAGUACGGUGGCCUCAACCAGGUCUUCCAUAUAUGGCAGUAUGACAGUUACUCCCAGCGGGCAGCUGUGCGGGCAGCCCUGGCUCAGGACCCCUCCUGGAUCUCAGAGUACAUCUCCAAAGCCUUACCGCUGCUGACGGUGCAGGACAACGAGGUUUCCUACUUGGUGCCCUGGAGCCGCCUGAAGAGCCCCCCCCAGCCGGGAGGUGUGUUCGAGUUGGCGACCUUCCAGAUGCGUCCCGGCGGCCCGGCGGUUUGGGGCGGAGCCUUCCAGGCGGCCAUGUCGGCUCACGACGCUCCGGGUUACGGGAAGCUGCUGGGGGCGUUCCACAGCGAGUUCGGACUGCUGAACCGAGUUCACGCUCUCUGGUGGUUCGAGAGCGCCGACCAUCGAGCCGAAUGUCGACACAAGGCUCACACCGACGCCAGAGUGGUUGCGGCAGUCAGGAACAGCGUCGCCCACCUGGACUCUCAGAGAAAUCAGCUCAUGUUCCCCUGUCCCUUCUCCCCCAUGAAGUAACUUCCUGCCGUCUCCAUGGCGACACAUCCACUCUUCUCAUUCAGGCCUGACCUAGGCUCCGCCUCCUGCCCUGGACGGACCAAUCACAGCAGCCGGCCACUGUGGCCCCAAAGUUCUACUGAGGUUCUGAUCCAAAUGCUGCUCAACAACAAACUGACUGUUGGAAAUUUUCUGCAAUAAACUCUUCUUUAUGGUG